AGCUGCUACCAGCCUCAGCAUCGUAAACGGCGUCGGCUUGUGUCCUUCAAUGGCGGACCACUAAUUUGCUAACUUUUAGCAUUUCACUGAGCUUUAAAUUCUGUUUUUGGUUUGAUUUCAUUAAUCUCCCUCGGGUGUUUUUAAAAAUACUGUCAUGGAGUGUCGGAUCUUGUCAAUCCAGAGUCAUGUUGUCAGGGGUUACGUGGGGAACAAGUCUGCAACAUUUCCUUUACAGGUGCUGGGCUUUGAGGUGGACUCCAUCAACUCUGUGCAGUUUUCCAAUCACACAGGCUAUGCCCACUGGAAGGGACAGGUGCUGACCGCCGAGGAGCUGAACGUGCUCUAUGAAGGCAUCAAGCUCAACAAGGUCAACCAGUAUGACUAUAUUCUAACAGGCUACAGCAGAGAUAUAUCCUUCUUGGAAGUGGUGGUUGAUAUUAUCCAGGAACUAAAGAAGGCCUCCCCCAGCUUGGUAUAUGUUUGUGAUCCUGUUAUGGGAGACAAUGGUGCUAUGUAUGUUCCAGAAAAUCUGCUGCCCGUCUACAAGAACAAAGUGGUUCCUUUGGCAGAUAUUCUCACCCCAAACCAGUUUGAAGCAGAGUUAUUAACUGGGAAGAAAAUAAACACAGAAGAAGACGCUGUUAAGGUGAUGGACUUGCUUCAUGAAAUGGGUCCAGAGACGGUAGUCCUCACCAGUACAGAUCUGCGCUCCAAAAAUGGGGACCAGUUCUUGGUGGCACUUGGGAGCCAAAAAAUAAAGAACCCAGAUGGGACCAGUACCAGCCAGAAAAUCAGCCUGGACAUCCCAAAAGUCGACGCCGUGUUUGUGGGGACAGGGGAUCUGUUUGCUGCCAUGCUGCUGGCCUGGACUCACCAUCAUCCCAAGGACCUUAAGACUGCCUGUGAAAAGACGGCUUCAGUUAUGCACCAUGUCAUUAAGAGGACCAUCACUUAUGCCAAUGAGAUGGCCGGUCCUGGGAAGAAGCCCAGUCCAGCUCAGCUGGAGCUGAGGAUGGUCCAAAGCAAAGCGGACAUCGAAAACCCUUCCAUCGCUGUCAAAGCUAAGGUCAUAGAGAAGACUUCGGACCAAAAGCUGUAGACUUACUGUGAACGUAAAAAAAAAA
Molecule: messenger RNA, 1124 nt
Organism: Cyprinodon variegatus (sheepshead minnow)
Lineage: Eukaryota; Metazoa; Chordata; Actinopteri; Cyprinodontiformes; Cyprinodontidae
Product: pyridoxal kinase-like
Exons: 11
Coding region: 155-1099 (314 amino acids)
Biological process (GO): pyridoxal 5'-phosphate salvage
Cellular component (GO): cytosol
Molecular function (GO): pyridoxal kinase activity
Source: RefSeq, a predicted model, not a curated record